This is a messenger RNA of Entrophospora candida, 356 nucleotides long. The record is from the annotation of a GenBank genome assembly. Lineage: Eukaryota; Fungi; Glomeromycota; Glomeromycetes; Entrophosporales; Entrophosporaceae.
GGAUUGAAGCUAGUGUGAAGACUAUCAAAUUGCAAUCUAGUACAACAGGAACAAUUAACGUAACAGAUGUGCAAACUAUUCCAGCACAACGUUAUGUUGAAAAGGUCUUAAUAUUACUGACAUGGAUAUUUGGUAGAGCGGAGUUGAAUUCAGAGAAACUUCCUAACGAUGGUCUAUUAGUAAGCGAAAGCACUCUUUGUUACCAGCAGGAGCUUCCAACUUAUUUGGAUCUAAUUCUGAUGCGAAAGCUUGCCCAUGUUCAUGUUACUGCAGUAUACAUUAUGUUUAAUUUUGUGGAUAGUUUUAGUGGUUAUCGGGCAGAUGGUAUUGGAAAUUUGGCUUUAUUACAACAAUGA